AUGAACGUGCAAUGUCAUGCGUGCAUCGGAGGCACCAACGUUGGCGAAGACAUACGCAAACUCGAUUACGGCCAGCAUGUUGUCUCUGGCACUCCAGGACGUGUAGCCGACAUGAUUCGCCGCCGAAACCUCCGCACACGCAACAUCAAGAUGUUGGUUCUCGACGAGGCUGACGAGCUUCUCAACCGCGGUUUCCGCGAGCAAAUCUACGAUGUAUAUCGAUACCUGCCACCCGCAACUCAGGUCGUAGUGGUCUCUGCUACUCUCCCAUACGAUGUCCUCGAGAUGACGACCAAGUUCAUGACAGAUCCUGUGCGCAUUCUGGUGAAGCGUGACGAAUUGACUCUUGAAGGCUUAAAGCAGUACUUCAUCGCCAUCGAGAAGGAAGAAUGGAAAUUCGACACUCUAUGCGAUCUCUACGACACACUCACCAUCACGCAAGCCGUCAUCUUCUGCAACACGCGCCGGAAGGUCGACUGGCUGACGGACAAGAUGCGCGAGGCAAACUUCACAGUGUCCUCCAUGCACGGAGACAUGCCCCAACGGGAACGCGACAGUAUCAUGCAGGACUUUCGUCAGGCCAACUCGCGCGUGCUCAUCUCGACGGACGUCUGGGCUCGCGGUAUCGAUGUCCAACAAGUUUCCCUCGUCAUCAACUACGACCUCCCCUCCAACCGUGAGAACUAUAUCCACAGAAUCGGUCGCAGUGGACGGUUUGGACGCAAAGGUGUGGCUAUCAACUUUGUGACCCAGGAGGACGUGCGCAUCCUUCGUGACAUUGAGUGUAAGCAACUCAACCUAUUUACUCGACAUCCCAGACCUGACAAGCACAGUGUACUACUCCACCCAAAUCGACGAGAUGCCUAUGAACGUUGCCGACCUCCUCGCCUAAGGCCAUCCUGUUGGGCAAGGAGAAAUCGCGUAUAG
Molecule: messenger RNA, 927 nt
Organism: Plenodomus lingam JN3
Lineage: Eukaryota; Fungi; Ascomycota; Dothideomycetes; Pleosporales; Leptosphaeriaceae
Source: RefSeq, a predicted model, not a curated record